AUGGUGAAGAAGGGCAAAGCGAAGGCUGAGCUGCCGACACAGGCUUUAGAGUCUGCUGGAAAUAGUGGGACAAAGACCAAAAAGGGCCAAAAAUCCGAGUCCUCGACGCCAAGUGUUCCGCCAGCAGGCCCGCCCAAGCCAACCGUCAAACAAAUAAUUGGAGGCUCGUCAUGGACGGGUAAGCUCCCAGUCAACCUUCUAAGUGAACACUGCCAGAAACAACGUUGGGAAAAGCCAGAAUACGACACCCGAAAGACACCUGAAGGAUUCUCAGUAUGGGUCACUUUGAGCGCAAAGGAUCCCAAGACUCAGCAAAUGACCAAGUUGGACCCAUUCAAGAUACCUCUCAGUCACAAACAUUUGAUCCUGAGGGAAACAGCCCUGGAGGCCAAGCAUGCUGCUGCUACGUAUGCUUUGUUCAGAGUUUGCAGCAUGCAAAACAAGCACACCGUGCUGCCGCCAGACCACAAGUCGUUGUGGAAAGAGUUUCAGGCAUUGAAAGUGCAAGAUGUGAAGGAUGGGAAGGCAUGGAUGUAUGAAGCGGAUCCAUUCAAAGCGCUUCAAGAAAGACAGGAGGCCAAGGCUGCUGCGGACAAGAAACGAAGGGAGCUCGAGCAAGCCAAGGCCAAGGCCAAGGAGAUGCCCGGUGCAUCAGGCUUGGUGUUGUUGAGCAACUCUGGAAACGAUAAGGGGACUUCAUUCAACCCGAUGAAGGGAUGGACCACGGCACCAAAGGUUGAGAUGGGCAGACAGACAAGAGUGCAGCUUGAAGCACUUCUUCGAAACGGAAUCUCCUGGAAUCCGCGCCGUGUACGUAUGCAACAAGAUCAGAAGAACUCCCUGGUGACGGAACUUGGCAAAUUAGGAUUCAGACGAAGCCACAUCAUCGAGGCGGUGGAAUACUGCAAAGACCGGGAAGAAACCCUUGAAUGGUUGUUGAUUCAUGUACCUGAAGAUGACUUGCCACGCUGGGCUAUUCCCGAAAGCUAUUCCGCUGGUGUUUCUAUUGGAUCCACAAAUCUAAAGCGAGAGGGAAUUAUUAAAUCUUUAUCAGAAACAGGAUACUCUGUUGAGCUGUGUAGUCGCAUUCUCGAUGGAAACGAUGGAGAUGAAAGUAAAGCAGCCGAGGCCUUGCAGCAAAUUUUGCUUUCAUCCAACUCUGCAAGCGACGCAGGAAAAGGUGAGCCUGAUGACUUUCUGGACAUGGGUUCACCAGAAGAGCAAUGGGAAGAGGAAAUCGCCAGCCUAGAAGCCAUGUAUGGUGACGCUUUCCGCCGCGAAUCCAGCGACUUGAUCCAGUUGAAGCUGGAAUCAGUAAAGAACGCUCAGAAUGGUCAAGAAGGCGAGGUUGAAACGUUCCUGCAAGUUCGAAGACCGUCUAGCUACCCGAAACAUCUGAUAAUAGCAAUCAUCGCAAAGCUGCCGUCUUACAUUAAGCUCAGCAUAGUCAGACGGGCCCUGGCAUACAUGGAAAAUUCCCUGCGGGAUGAACCAAUGAAGAUUUAUCUCGUUAUGGACUGGAUUCAACAGAAUAUCAACGGAAUCAUUGACAGCCCUGGCAAUUUAGUUGACAUUUCAGCUGUUUCCUCCGCAGCCUCAGAAAACCGUCCAAUUGCACAAGGGGGACGGGUAAAGAGAACUCGGAAUGUCCGACCCAUCAAUUGGAUACCCGAUUUUAGAACCAAGGAGGAGUGGCUUCAGCGACAAGAAAGCUCGGCAUGGAAAGAUAUGUUAUCGAAACGACAGAGACUCCCAGCUUGGCAGAUGCGAGAAAAAAUCGUCAAGACAGUCAAGGACAACCAUGUGACCAUCAUAAGUGGUGAAACCGGUUCGGGCAAGUCUACCCAAUCUGUUCAGUUUAUUCUGGAUGAUUUGUAUGGCAAAGGCGUGGGAGGCUGUGCGAACAUGAUUGUUACGCAGCCGCGACGAAUUUCGGCACUUGGGUUGGCUGAUCGCGUCGCAGAAGAACGAUGCUCAAAGGUUGGGGGGGAGGUUGGCUAUAUCAUUCGCGGGGAGUCUCGACAAUCAAAAGACACGAGGAUCACGUUUGUCACAGCGGGCGUGCUGCUGCGACGGUUGCAAACAUCGGGCGGGCGAGUGGAAGACGUGGUUGCUUCGUUGGCCGAUGUCAGCCAUGUGGUAAUCGAUGAGGUGCAUGAACGCAGUCUUGACACCGACUUUUUGCUGAACUUGAUACGCGACGUGAUGAGAACCAAGAAGGAUAUGUUGAAGCUUAUUCUUAUGUCUGCUACGCUUGAUGCUUCCACGUUUAUGGACUACUUUGCUACAGAAGGACUGAGUGUGGGCUGCGUCGAAAUUGCGGGCAGAACAUUCCCGGUGGACGAGUACUAUUUAGAUGAUGUUAUCCGGAUGACGGGAUUCAGUGUUGAGAAGCCAGACGCUGGCUUUAUCACAGAUGAGUCUAUGGGAAAAAUUAUUCAAAAGCUUGGCCACCGGAUCAACUACACCUUGUUGGUGGACGCCGUCAAGGCCAUCGAUUACGAGCUUUCGUACGAGAAGAAGCCGGAUGGUAUACUCAUAUUUCUUCCUGGUGUGGGCGAGAUUAACCACGCCUGCAAUCUUUUGCGAUCUAUCAACUCGCUGCAUGUCUUGCCGCUGCAUGCGUCACUGGAGACUCGAGAGCAGAAAAGAGUAUUUUCCAAGCCUCCUCCAGGAAAGCGCAAGGUUGUAGUAGCUACUAAUGUAGCGGAGACAUCCAUUACCAUUGAUGAUAUCGUUGCUGUUAUUGACAGUGGCAAAGUUAAAGAAACUAGCUUUGACGCCCAAAACAAUAUGAGGAAGCUCGAAGAGACUUGGGCGUCGCGGGCGGCCUGUAAGCAACGGCGUGGACGUGCGGGCCGUGUUCAAGAAGGCAGAUGUUACAAGCUAUACACCGAAAACUUGGAACGACAGAUGGCGGAGCGGCCUGAACCCGAAAUCAGGCGAGUGCCUCUUGAGCAGCUCUGUCUUUCUGUGCGAGCCAUGGGCAUGCGCGAUGUGGCUAGAUUUUUGGGGCGAUCACCAACUCCGCCAGAUGCCAAAGCCAUCGAAGAGGCCAUCAAGCUACUAAGGCGAAUGGGUGCGUUGGAUGGCGAUGAGCUGACUGCCAUGGGUCAACAGCUUGCCAUGCUGCCGGCUGAUUUACGAUGCGGCAAGCUCAUGGUAUUUGGGGCCAUUUUCGGCUGCUUGGACGACUGUGUCACCAUUGCGGCGAUUCUCAGUACUAGAAGCCCGUUUCUUGCUCCACAAGAGAAGCGAGAAGAGUCACGACAGGCGAGAAUGCGGUUUUUCAGCGGAAAUGGCGAUCUAAUUACUGAUAUGGAGGCGUUCCGAGAAUGGGACAGCUUGAUGAGAGAUCGUCUGCCCCAAAGGCAGGUGAGAUCAUUCUGUGACGAAAAUUUCCUGUCCUAUCAAACCCUCUCCGAUAUUUCCAACACCAAAUCGCAAUAUUACGAAGCUUUGAAUGAGAUUGGACUUGCACCUCGUUUCAGGAGCGACGGAGCGACUUCCAACUCAGUUCGUAAUGUUCAGCUGAUACGGGCAUUAAUCGCUUCUGCAUUCACACCCCAGAUCGCCAGGAUUCAGUAUCCGGACAAAAAGUACGCAAGUUCCAUGUCCGGCGCGAUGGAGCUUGACCCCGAAGCACGAUCAAUCAAGUACUUCAAUCAAGAAAACGGACGGGUAUUUGUUCACCCAAGCAGCACGGUAUUUGAUAGCCAAGGAUUCUCAGGAAAUGCAGCGUACAUGGCAUACUUUAGCAUCAUUUCUACCAGUAAGAUCUUUAUCCGGGAUCUAACACCAUUCAAUGUGUUUACGCUGUUAUUAUUCUCUGGGCCAAUCGAGUUGGAUACCUUGGGUCGCGGACUGCUCGUGGAUGGAUGGCUAAGACUUCGCGGAUGGGCUCGCAUCGGCGUCUUGGUAGCUAGACUGAGGGAAAUGGUAGAUGAUUUGAUUGCGCAAAAGGUUGAGGACCCGGGUCUGAAUUUGGACAACAACAAGGUUAUUAAACUGGUGAUUAAACUGAUAGAGCUGAAUGGGCUGGAUGCAUGA
Messenger RNA from Metarhizium acridum CQMa 102, 4050 nucleotides. RefSeq names its product helicase. The record is from RefSeq and is a predicted model, not a curated record. NCBI's taxonomy places the organism in Eukaryota, Fungi, Ascomycota, Sordariomycetes, Hypocreales, Clavicipitaceae. Gene Ontology annotation, molecular function: ATP binding; helicase activity; RNA binding. Gene Ontology annotation, cellular component: intracellular anatomical structure.